UGGCCGCUGACGCGACAGGACGCGCAUGUCUGUACAAAAACAUUUGUAAAAAAAAUAUGUCGAAGUGCCUCAAAAAUUAAAACUAGUGAAUACUAUUUUGGUGUAUUAAGUUAUUUCAACUUUAGUGUUUGGUCUUUUUAAGUGUCCAGCUGACAAUAAUAGAGCUUAGUAAUAGGUUUAUAAGGCGUCAAGAUUGCUAAGAAGAAGGUAAAACGUUGUCGCGCGGAGUUGGCGGUGAGCGAGGGCGUGAUGGUGAUGGCAAGCGGCGGCGGCGGGCUGGUGCAGUCCCCGCCCGACAUGCUGCAUCACCACAACCUCAUGGACACCUCCAGCCACGUCGAGAUGAUGCCCAAAAAGCUCCGACUAUCGUUAUGCGUCGGAUGCGGCGGGCAGAUCCACGACCAGUACAUCCUCAGGGUAGCACCGGACCUGGAGUGGCACGCCGCCUGCCUCAAGUGCCAGGAGUGCCGUCAGUUCCUCGACGAGAGCUGCACGUGCUUCGUCAGGGACGGCAAAACCUACUGCAAGCGGGACUACACUAGGUUAUUCGGUACGAAGUGCGACAAGUGCGGAUCUUCGUUUAGCAAGAACGACUUCGUAAUGCGAGCCAAGACGAAAAUCUACCACAUCGACUGCUUUCGCUGCUGCGCCUGCGCGAGACAACUAAUACCUGGAGACGAAUUCGCGUUGAGAGAAGGCGGUGCUUUAUACUGUAGAGAAGACCACGAUGUUUUAGAAAAGACUGCGAACACGAGUAGCGGUAGCGGCGCCGAGAGCAACAACAACACCACCCUUAGCAACAACAACUCGCACCAUCCGCACGAGUUGGGCUCUAUGUCUGAUUCCGGUAGUGAAUCAGGGUCUCACAAAAGCGGCAGGGCGCGGACUACUGCUGCAGCAGAUGGAAAACCGACAAGAGUUCGCACUGUACUUAAUGAAAAACAACUACAUACGCUUAGAACUUGUUAUGCGGCUAAUCCCCGGCCCGAUGCUCUGAUGAAGGAACAGUUAGUGGAAAUGACUGGACUCAGUCCCAGAGUCAUAAGAGUCUGGUUCCAGAACAAGCGUUGUAAAGAUAAGAAAAAAACUAUUCAGUUGAAAAUGCAGAUGCAGCAGGAGAAGGUGGAAGGCCGCCGCAUGGGGUACAUGUCGAUGGGAGUGCCGCUCGUAGCGGGCUCGCCGGUGCGGCACGAGCCGGCGGGCAGCCUGGCCCUGGAGGUGACAGCGUAUCAGCCGCCCUGGAAGGCAUUAUCGGACUUCGCACUACACGCUGACUUAGAUCGCGCGCCGCAUCACAGCGCAGCGUUUCAGCAACUGGUGAACCAGAUGCAUGGUUAUGACGUGCCAUCGCUGCCACCUCCACGGCCGCCUCACGGCGAGGACAACUACGUGACCUACCUUGAGAGUGAUGACAGUUUGCCGCCUUCACCCUAGUGCACCCUAACGUAAUGGCCACAAGGCCUACGAAUCAGUGCUGUCUGACUGAAAAGAAACAGUGCAUUGUUUAGGAUAAAUAUUCGCAAAUACCGUGACAUUACAUACAAUGUUAACGGUGCCGAUCAAGUAUUUGUUUAAAGCCUAUUACUGUAUCUUCAGUCAGAAUUAAUGAAAUUUGAACGGACUCGAACACACAAGAAAUCUUACAGUUAGCAUUAAAUUAUCAUCUGUGUUAAUGGAUAUUGAAUGUAGGGGAUAGUGCAAAAUUUAUGCUAUUAUUCUUUUUAUAUUUAUGGUUUGAUAAGUUAUUGAUUUUGAAAUUAUAACCUACCCUUAUUUAAUGUCUUUCUUCUAAAUACUUCCUGUGGAGCAAGUGUUAAAUCGAUUGUCUUGCUAAUAAAAAAAUCACUAAGAAAUACGAAAAAUAAACAAUACAUUUUGUAAUUAAUGUCAUUAAGCGCUGCUUUUAAGUAAAUUCAAAAAAUAUUGUAAUAGUUGAAUUCUUGAAUUACGCGUGCUUAAACUUAUAUUUCAUCGAAUUACGUACCAAUGCGUAAAGCAUAAUCAAAGCAGAAGUAAAGUAAUGCCAGGGGCGGCUCACUCCGCGAUCCUUUCACCGCGCUACAAGUACAUGCCGGCGGCCGCGAGUUCGCGGCCUAUUCAAGACUGUGUGUGGACAGUCGUGAAAUUGUAUAGAACUCCGUGCAGUCGAUCAGAUUUUUGUAAGAUUAUCUUUUUUUCAGAUUAUGAAUUUUAAGACUGUCUGUUGCCGGCCUUACAAAUCAGAUGACCUAUUAAAAAUUAACAAAACUUGUAUAUUUGUUAAGUUAAAAAUAUUAUGCUUUUAUGUGAUGUUUACCAUUAGUUUAUUAGUAAUAAAUAAUUUAUGUAUUUUCAUAUUUUGACUAAGUACCCUAUGUGUAUUUUUUUACAUAAUUAAACUAAGAUCAAGAUCUGUUAGCCUUUGUCAUGUAUAUAGAUUUUGUGUACAUACAAUGUAAAAAUUGCAUAUAAUAAACAUAAUUGAUGAAUUACUACUAGCUACUAAAUGAUCAGUAUAACUUAGUUUAAGAGAACAAAAACAAACUGAACAAAAACAUGAUGAUGAGUGUAAAAAUGCCUUUUGAAGUCACUUUAUUUAAAUGUAUCAUGAACUAAAAACAGUUACCUAUUCGCACAAUUUUGUACAAUCUUAUCUUCGUAUAAGUAUUAUGAUCUAAACAGAAAAACAAGCUUUUGCUUUUGUUUCUUGUAUAAUACGUUAAAACAUUUAAAACAGUUUUAUAGAGAUUACCAACUUUUAAUUUAUUUUGUAGUUAUUAAAAUUAUGCAAUGUACCUUAGAUUGUGAGCAUAUUAAUAAAAACAAUGAGUACUUGA
Leguminivora glycinivorella is the source of this 2816-nucleotide messenger RNA. RefSeq names its product insulin gene enhancer protein ISL-1 (gene tup). The record is from RefSeq and is a predicted model, not a curated record. Bases 250 to 1434 code for a protein of 394 amino acids. Gene Ontology annotation, molecular function: cis-regulatory region sequence-specific DNA binding; DNA-binding transcription factor activity, RNA polymerase II-specific. Gene Ontology annotation, biological process: positive regulation of transcription by RNA polymerase II; axonogenesis; neuron fate specification. Gene Ontology annotation, cellular component: nucleus. The transcript is spliced from 9 exons. Lineage: Eukaryota; Metazoa; Arthropoda; Insecta; Lepidoptera; Tortricidae.